AUGAAGGACCGGCUGGAGCAGCUCAAGGCGGUGAGAGAGGCGGAUGACGACACCGAGGAGCUGGAGAUCGCCGUGGACAACACGGCCUUCAUGGAUGAGUUCUUCUCGGAGAUCGAGGAGACCCGGCAGAACAUCGACAAGAUCUCGGAGAACGUGGAGGAAGCAAAGAAGCUCUACAGCCUCAUCCUCUCAGCGCCCAUCCCGGAGCAGAAGACCAAAGAUGACCUGGAGCAGCUGACGGCGGAGAUCAAGAAGAUGGCCAACAGCGUCCGCAACAAGCUGAAGAGUAUGGAGAGGAACAUUGAGCAGGACGAGGCACGAUCCUCCGCUGACCUCCGGAUACGCAAAUCCCAGCACUCGGUCCUGUCCCGCAAGUUCGUGGAUGUCAUGACCAAGUACAACGAGGCGCAGGUGGAUUUCCGAGAGCGCAGCAAGGGCCGGAUCCAGCGGCAGCUGGAGAUCAACGCUCCCGACCAUCCCAGCGGUGUCACCUCCCGGCUGGAUCCUCCCCGGCACCGAUCCCGCCCGCUUCCCUCCCUGCCUUUCCCGGACCUGCUCCCCUCACCCUCCGUGUCCCGCUUCCCACCGCUGGCUCCGGCUCGGCACCGCCGCCUUUCCCUCCACGGAGCGUCCCGUCUCAGUUCCCCGCCGAUCCCUAGGAUCCUCCCCACGGGAAAAGGGAGGGGACACCGCGACACCGCGGGGACGUGGCCGCUGGUGCCAGCGCGGGGUGACAAGGAGAUGGAUCCAAGGAAGAAGAUCAUGAUCAUGUUGUGCUGCAUCAUCCUGGCCAUCAUCCUGGCCUCCAGCAUCGGGAGCAUCUUCGCCUGAGCCCCCAUCCCGCUGCCCUCCAGGUGGCUCUUCCCCCUCCUGCCCCCCGCCCGGAUGAUCCAUGGGAGAGACCCCGGCCUGCCAAGCC
Molecule: messenger RNA, 919 nt
Organism: Manacus vitellinus (golden-collared manakin)
Lineage: Eukaryota; Metazoa; Chordata; Aves; Passeriformes; Pipridae
Product: syntaxin-3-like
Exons: 9
Coding region: 1-831 (276 amino acids)
Biological process (GO): intracellular protein transport; synaptic vesicle fusion to presynaptic active zone membrane; exocytic insertion of neurotransmitter receptor to postsynaptic membrane
Cellular component (GO): SNARE complex; plasma membrane; presynaptic active zone membrane
Molecular function (GO): SNAP receptor activity; SNARE binding
Source: RefSeq, a predicted model, not a curated record